Messenger RNA from Lindgomyces ingoldianus, 2379 nucleotides. RefSeq lists its product as uncharacterized. Bases 1 to 2379 code for a protein of 792 amino acids. The transcript has 5 exons. NCBI's taxonomy places the organism in Eukaryota, Fungi, Ascomycota, Dothideomycetes, Pleosporales, Lindgomycetaceae. The record is from RefSeq and is a predicted model, not a curated record.
AUGCCUGAGAUGCCAAUGGCAGCCAAUCAACACGAACCCAGCAUUAAAGAUGAAGAUGACGACGGAGACGAAUUCUUCGACGAUGAUGAUGAGGGCAGGGACUUCACCUACAAGCCUUGCCCUCGAUUGCCGCAGCCCUUUGUGGUGAUGCGAACAUUGGGGGAUUUAAUGAAGGCAUUAGAUGCCGGCAGCAUCGAUGUCGACCCGGAAUACCAGAGAGAGGUUGUAUGGACAGCCGAUAGAAUGACGGGACUCGUCAACUCGUUGAUGGAAAAUUACUACAUCCCGCCUAUCAUUCUGAACAAGAAGGAAUACAAAAACCCAAAUGGUAAUGGUUCUUCGUACUCGAUGGUUUGCGUCGACGGCAAGCAGCGUCUAUCGUCCGUUCGAGCGUUCAUUAAGGGUAUGAUUCCGUGCCAUGACUAUCGCGGACAGAAAUGGUGGUUUGUCGAUCCUUCCAAUAAGCCCUCCAAAAGGAUUCUUCCUGAAGCUGCUCGAAAGGAGUUCCUGGGCAAGGACCUCGUGUCAACCGAGUUCUCUGGCCUAACUCCAGAACAAGAAGAGGACCUCUUCGCAAGAGUGCAAAUGGGGAUGCAACUAACCUUGGCGGAGAAGAUGCGUGCAUCGAACGGGCCAUGGCAAGAAUUGGCCAAGCUUUUCGUCGACGAUUUCGCUGUGAUCUUUGCGCUGUUGAAGGAUCGAGCACGCUCUAAAGAUUUCCAGCUUGCUCUCUCGUGCUUCAGUCAAAUUAUCGAGGUUGAGAAUCCCUCCAACGCUAACGGCAUCCCUAUGCUAAAGACGAAUUAUAAAUCUCUUCCAAAACUACUGUCGAAUCAUGCGGCAAUGGACGAUCAAAUCAGAUCCCACUUAGCGAAUACAUUCGCUACUUUCAAGGAACUGGUCCAAGAAAGCCCAGAGACGUUCACAAAUGUGGAACGAAAACUGAAAGGUGUUCAGACCUUCGCUCCCAUCGAACUCGUUGCUGUCGCGGUCCUUAUCUCGAUGUACUCCCACAAGCGAAACAACAAACUUCUCCUAGGUGACAUCCGUACCCUGCGGAAUAGACUCCGUGACAACUUCGUUGAUAUCCGAAUGAACGCGCCUGUUUGGAAGUUUAUCUGGGGAUUCCUCAACGACUUAGAAGCUUAUCGUGGAACUAUCGAGGGAGUUACGAUUGACCGGAACGUGAGACUUUCUGUGCCCGUUUCCGAUGUUACUGGUACACCAGCUCAGAAAGCACCAGGAUCGUCGCCAGGCAGUGCGAAGAGGAGGGGAAGGCCAACAGCACGUCCGAAACAAGCAUCGUUUGUAGCCGUAAACGCAGCUUCAUCCGUCGUCCCAGUUGAACCUCAUCCGCCGAAACGACAACGAGUUGAGCAGAGGAGGCCGAAAACUUUUCCAGGAAGCGUUGUCUACCCCCCCUUCCCCGGGGAUAGCGUCCAUGGCUUUGUUACUACUGGCGUUGGUUCCUCGGCACUUCCUCUCGUCAUAGACGAUGAUCCAGCGCCACCUCAUCCAGCGUCUCGUAGACAACCAAGUAAAGCUCUAGCAGCAUCUUCUCAGAGACACACGCCUAGUAUGUCGCGAAUCGGGACAAACGAAUAUAAGUUCACUACCCCACCAGUCCCUACUUCGCCGGAUGAGUAUAGUGGUAUGCACUGCCAAUCUCCACAUACCCCCUCCACUCUCCAGGUACGCCAGAAUCACGUCUCCGAGAUGAGCAGCAAUGGUUCACCUAUGGAACCUAUGGAACCUAUGGGCAUGAUGGCUGCCCCUGUAUCGCUUGCACAAAUGGCACCGGCGGCACGAAUACUCCAGCGUCAUCCACAACAUCAACAAGCACAGCAACAUCAUCACCAAACCCGACAAUCUCAGCGCCAUCACCAACUUGAUCCUGUCCGGCCUCACCCGCAACCCAACCAACCGCAGCACCGCACACAACCCCAACAGCCCCCACCAGCACCAAGCCGUCUAAACACAUCCGCAACCCUCGUCCACGUCGAAGACCAACUCCAAGCAAUCCUCAACGCCGCUAAAUCCUCAUCUCCAGAGGAACCACACCCACCCCAACUCGCCCGCUCCUAUCCCCAAUCCCUCCCUAGAAAAUUUCCUACCCCUAGCCCUCCCCAACUCAACGGUACAAUUGAUCUAACCGACGACGUCGAGGAGGAACGUCAAAACCUCCUCUCUUCCUUUGGCAGCAGGGCCACUGCCGCAAGCGAAAGUAUUGAGAAUAAGCGCGUGCGCAUCCUGGCUGAGUUCCGCGCUAUGAAGAAUCCUACCACUGGAUCGAGGCUAGGAUUGGGAUCUGGAUCUGGAUUUCCCGUUGCGGGCGGCAAGAGGGAGCAGUCAAUGUUAGGUGCGUCAUCGUCACCUUAG